Molecule: messenger RNA, 1971 nt
Organism: Manis pentadactyla (Chinese pangolin)
Lineage: Eukaryota; Metazoa; Chordata; Mammalia; Pholidota; Manidae
Gene: PAM16
Product: presequence translocase associated motor 16
Exons: 6
Coding region: 143-517 (124 amino acids)
Biological process (GO): protein import into mitochondrial matrix
Cellular component (GO): TIM23 mitochondrial import inner membrane translocase complex
Source: RefSeq, a predicted model, not a curated record
GGGGUGACAAUGCGCAUGCCCAUAGCGGAGGCCGCGCACGCGCAGUCUGCGGUCCCUUGACCUCUGACCCGCCGGCCGCCCUUGAGCCCGGGCCGCGGGGCCAGGAAACCAGGGCCUGCGCCUCCGAGGCUGAGCGGUCGCCAUGGCCAAGUACCUGGCCCAGAUCAUUGUGAUGGGGGUGCAGGUGGUAGGCAGGGCCUUUGCCCGGGCCCUACGGCAGGAGUUUGCAGCCAGCCGGGCAGCGGCUGAUGCCCGAGGACGCGCCGGGCACCAAUCUGCAGCCGCCUCCAGCCUGUGCGGCCUCAGCCUCCAGGAGGCACAGCAGAUUCUCAACGUGUCCAAGCUGAGUCCGGAGGAAAUCCAGAAGAACUAUGAACACCUAUUCAAGGUGAAUGAUAAGUCCGUGGGUGGCUCCUUCUACCUGCAGUCAAAGGUGGUCCGAGCAAAGGAGCGCUUGGAGGAGGAGCUCAGAAUCCAGGCCCAGGACCGGGAGCGAGACCAGACAACCCAAACGUGAUGGCUCAGCUCCUCCCACCCACCCGCCCGCACCUCUAAUUUAUAGCUUGCAAUGGAGCCAAGAGGAGGAAAAACAUAAGCUACUAUAGAAAGGCACUUGGAACCUGUUAAAACACUGAUAUCCUGGGAUGUGCAACGACAGACCGACAAUGACAACACACACACCGGCCCUCCGAGCCUAGUCUAUCACUGAGUCACACGCUGAGCUGGCGCCACCUCUCAGCCCCUGUUCCUCUGCUCCCGGGCUUCAGUCUCAGCCCUUACCCCGGGGUGGAGCCCAGAAAAGGGAGGCCAGCUCCCUCCUGCUUCACUCCCAGCCCCUUCUAGGCGCAGGGCCAGCACCGCUGGGCCUUGUCGGAGUGACCCCUCUGGGACAGAAGGGCAGUCCAGGAGAGGGUGGGGUUAAGCAGAGCUACUCAGAGGAGCAACAGGGACCCUGGUGCCACAAGCUAAGGACCCCGCUGCUGUCCUGCAGCUCCCUUGUUCUAGGGCUGGGGAGAUGCAGUGGCCAAGGUUAGGGCAGAGUCAGGAGCCAGAGCCUCCCAGACACACCAGGCACCGUCCUGGGAGAAGAGCAAGGACUCAGGGUCGGGGGCGCACACGCUGUGGGGCAGCAGGAAUCAGGGAUGUGGCUCAGACAGUUCAGCUGAUGAAGACAAAGGGAACAGCCAUGUCUGGUUUCCCCUUCCCAGGCAGAGGUGCUGCCUCCUCUUUGGCCACCCCUGGCUGCUUCGCCACCCCCAAAUCCCAGAUCUUCAAUCCGCAGACUCCAAAAACCUCCCAUACUCAGCACCGGCCUAGAGCCCUACCUCACCUGUGUCUGUGACCUGGUGCCCCCACAAUGGGAGCUGUGUCCCAGCCUGGGGUUGUCCCCAACCAGCUCCCACCUCCUGACACCCUGCGGACCUCCACCGUCCCUGUGCAGGGCGGGCACUGUCUCAGACCAGGCCCAGCCCCACCUACGCCUGAGCUCGGCCAGCCAGGUGCUGGCACCUCCCCCGCUAAACGGAGGGAGGAGGCCCAGUGGUGCAAGGGCAGGUGAGGGGUCAGCUGUCCCUGCAUUUUGGAGAACACCCAGCCCAGGGAAGGGGCCGGCCCUCGGGCAGUGCUGGCCUUGUUAAAGGGUCAGUGGCGACGGGCAGCUAGCAGAGCGGGCCUCUCUAGACGUUAGAGGCACCUUGUCGGUAGGGUAAGACGGCGUCUUCCUGCGGCUUCACUGGGGCCUGUGUCUGUCUUGCUCUCCCUCUGGAGAGACAGCCAGAGGGAAAGGGGUCCAGGGGGGCCCAGAGCAGGAGCCUGGUGAGGCCAGGCAGGACACCAUGCGGCCACAAGCCCAGUGUCUCCUCAGAGGUCACUGUGUGAGGUGGGGGAGCCCCAGGCCAGCAAGGAGAGCACAUGCGACCUCACCCACCCCUGCUGGGGCGCGUGGGGCAAGGCCGGGAUGGAGAGUGGCCU